CAGGAGGAUCGCCUAGAGGAUGGUCGCCUAGAGGAUAAUCGCCUGGUGGCCCCUGCUCGGCAGGCCCGGCUGGGUGUGCAGCUCUACAUGGCAGGAGGGGGUAACAGCACAGCCAGGGCAGCUGUCCCGUGAAAAUGAUGGAGAUGCUAGAGGAAGAAUUAACCUGUCCUGUCUGCCACGGCAUUUUUGAAGAUCCUUGUAUUUUACCCUGUUCACACAGUUUCUGCAAAAAAUGUUUGGAAGGGAUCCUAGGAGACAGUAACAGGAAUACUCUGUGGAGGCCGAUGCAUCUCAAGUGUCCAACCUGCCGUAAGGACACGUCUGUAAUGAGUGGUAAUGGGCACCAAGUGAACUACUUGCUGAAAGGAAUUGUUGAGAAAUACAACAAAACAAAGGUGGUGCAGAAGAUGCCAGUUUGUAAUGUGCACACUGAACAACCUCUCAAUAUUUUUUGUUCUACUGAUUUGAAGCUGAUCUGCGGGUUUUGUGCAACUCGUGAACACAGCGGUCACAUGCUUACUUCUAUUGAUGAUGCUUACCACCAAGAGAAGAGUUCUUUUCAGACUCUUUUUCGGGGAUUUGAGAGCAAUCAUCAUUGCCAUGCACAUUCCCACUUGGAUUCUUUGGAAACGAGCAAAAGUGACGCUCUCCAUUCGUUGACGAUACAGUCGGAGAACGUGAAUGCUUAUUUUGAAAAGUUACAACAGGUGCUAGAGCAGAAAAAGAAUGAGGUCCUCUCAGACUUUGAGACUAUGAAGCUUGCAGUGAUGCAGGCUUAUGAUCCAGUGAUCAACAAACUCAGUACUGUACUCAAUGAGCAAAAAAAUGCAUGGGUCAUUGCUGAAAGUAUGAAGGACAUCACCGAUCCUCUCCAGUUCCUGCAACAGAUGCACAAAUUUAGGGAAAAGGUCCAGUUAAUCAACGAAGUGCAUUUGCCAUCUGCCUCUGAUGUGACAGCCAGCCCUAUGAAGAAUUUUGAUACCAAACUGUGGGAUACCAUUCAGCUUAAGGACGUGGAUAAACUAGGUUUGCCACAGAAACCUCCCACAAGUAAAUACGGGUUCCAGCUGACCAUUCCAUUCACCUUUGGGGCCAUUGCAAGAGGUGUCUUGUUCGUUCUUUUAAUGAGCGCUCUCUAUUUCUUUAUACCAUAUAUCGCAAAGAGUAACAGCUUCCAUAAAUAUCUUGAACUUACAUAUUGUCAGCUGUCACACAGCACAGACGUGGCUACAAAAGUGAUAUAUGACGUCGGUGAGACUUGUCAGAGCUUUGCCUACUCAUGCCUGAAAUACAUUGGCAAAUUGAAGCUGUAAUUUCUGUAUAGUUAAGUGUUUAAGAAUAAACAUGACCUGAGCAUAUGGGUCAGUGAAAAAAUGAUUGUCUCAUUUGUGUAUCAUCCGAUAUCAUUGUCGUUGUUGGCAUGCAGUUAUGUGACAUUACCGGUGGCUCUUUCAUGUAGGCUGUGACCUGUGGGGAAAAAGCCCUUGUACACCAAAUUAAUAAGGUUUCAUGUUAUUAGCAAUGG
Molecule: messenger RNA, 1525 nt
Organism: Spea bombifrons (plains spadefoot toad)
Lineage: Eukaryota; Metazoa; Chordata; Amphibia; Anura; Pelobatidae
Gene: TRIM13
Product: tripartite motif containing 13
Exons: 2
Coding region: 135-1313 (392 amino acids)
Biological process (GO): positive regulation of canonical NF-kappaB signal transduction; innate immune response; positive regulation of macroautophagy
Molecular function (GO): zinc ion binding
Source: RefSeq, a predicted model, not a curated record